Molecule: messenger RNA, 1911 nt
Organism: Lodderomyces oxycetoniae
Lineage: Eukaryota; Fungi; Ascomycota; Pichiomycetes; Serinales; Debaryomycetaceae
Gene: PLB3
Product: lysophospholipase
Exons: 1
Coding region: 1-1911 (636 amino acids)
Biological process (GO): glycerophospholipid catabolic process
Cellular component (GO): intracellular membrane-bounded organelle; plasma membrane; extracellular region
Molecular function (GO): A2-type glycerophospholipase activity
Source: RefSeq, a predicted model, not a curated record
AUGUUUGGUAGAAAUUUGGUCACGUGGUCGUUACUAGUGUGCUACAUAGCUUCACUAGUUCAGUCUUGGUCGCCAACAGAUUCGUAUGCCCCAGGCAGUGUAGACUGUCCAAGUGAUAAAGAUUUGGUCAGGAUUGCAGAUAGUAUAUCAGAUGAGGAAAAAUCGUGGUUAGAAGGAAGGGAUUCCAUUACUCGUGAUAAAUUGUCACAGUUUUUGAACCAUGCCAACAUGACAGAUAUUGAUGUCGACGCUUAUGCCAAAGGGAACAGAAGUAUACAUAUCGGGUUGGCCUUUUCUGGUGGUGGAUAUAGAGCAAUGUUAAAUGGUGCUGGACAGUUGAGUGCCUUGGAUUCAAGAACUCGUAAUAAUGACUUCAACGAGCAAAAUCUGCUGAUUAGUGGUUUAGGCGGUUUAUUAGAUGCAACAACCUAUAUUGCUGGAUUAUCCGGUGGAAGUUGGCUAGUUGGUUCAAUUGUAAUGAACAAUUUUACUUCGGUGCAGCAAAUUGUGGACCAAAACAAAAUUUGGGAUUUAACAAGAUCAAUUUUUAAUUAUGGUAAAUUUAACAUUAAAAAGUCUUAUAAGUAUUAUAAGGGAAUAUCCGAUGAUAUUGAAGCUAAAAGAAAAGCCGGAUUUGAGUUGACUCUUACUGAUACCUGGGGUAGGGCUUUAUCGCAUCAAUUCUUUACUACUUUGGAUGACUAUGGUGCAUCAAUGACAUUUAGUUCCCUACAAGAUUGGCCCAUUUUCACCGAACACAAUAUGCCCUUUCCAAUUAUAUUGAGUGACGCCAGAGCUCCUAAUACUAAAAUUAUUAGUUUAAACUCUAGUUUAAAUGAAUUCAAUGCUUUUGAAAUGGGUAGUUGGGAUCCUAGUAUUUAUCAAUUCACUCAGAUUAAAUAUUUGGGUACUCAAGUAAGAGAUGGCGAAACAAACGGUUCCUGUAUUGGAGGAUUCGAUAAUGCAGGUUUUAUAAUGGGUCUGUCAUCAACAUUGUUCAAUGCUAUAAUCUUUCAAGUUAAUACCACUACAAUUCCAAAAGCCUUAAAAACCAUCAUUACAUCAAUUUUGCAAGAUGUUUCCAAACAUGAAGACGAUGUUGCCAUGUACAAACCCAAUCCUUUCUACGACACGACUGCUGGAUUUUCAACCAAUAUUGCGCAAAACGACUCUUACACUUUAGUUGAUGGUGGGGAAGAUGGGGAGAACAUCCCUCUAUAUCCAUUAUUUCAACCGGCCCGUGAUGUUGAUGUUGUUUUUGCAUUUGACAAUUCGGCAGAUACUCCCCAAAAUUGGCCAAAUGGUAGUUCCUUGGUAGAGUCUUACAAUAGACAAUUUGGUGUUGAGGGAAACAAUACCAUAUUCCCAUAUGUUCCUGAUACGAACACAUUUGUUAACAAAAACUUGACAGCCAAACCAACAUUCUUUGGUUGUAAUGCAAAAAACUUAACUUCAUUGGCCAGAAACAACAAGACUGAUGUAUACGACGUUCCAUUAUUGGUCUAUAUUGCCAAUCGCCCAUUUUCGUAUUUUACAAACACUUCAACCGAGAAAAUGAAAUAUGACAAUAAAGAGCGGAACUCUAUUAUCACAAACGGGUUCGAAGUGGCAUCAAGGUACAACUUGACUUUGGAUCCUGAGUGGCCUGCAUGUGUCGGAUGUGCCAUCAUUAGAAGAACUCAAGAAAGAAACGGCGAGGAGCAAAGCGAGCAGUGUAAACAAUGUUUUGAAAGAUACUGUUGGGAUGGACUGUUGGACACUUCUGAUGCAGACGAUAAAAUGUUCUACACAGAUCAAGGAACAACUUCUGAGCAGGAGGGUUUGAAGAAGACUAAUAGUGGUAAUAAGGCGACAUUGAAUUGGUCACUUUGGUUUGGAUUGUUGGCUAUGAGCUUGGUUUUUUUCAGAUAA